AUGAUUUUAAGCAAUCGUCCCUACCAUGUUGUACUUGUUUUGUUAUUACUGUUAUUACUGUGGAAAGAAGGAUCCUGUUGUCCUUACGGAUGGACAAUAUACAGGAACUCUUGUUACCAUGUCAGUAGGGAUUCCCAGAACUGGUUUAAUGCUAUGAAAAUGUGUGAAAUACACGAAAGCUACCUAGUGCAUAUAGACGAUGCUGAGGAACAGGUCUUCAUUACACACUUACUUCAAUCGUCCAGUGCUAAUAACACGUGGCUUGGUGCGACAGAUUGGACAGUGGAAGGUUCAUGGCAAUGGGAACCACAUGGGUACAAGUUGAAUUAUACAAAUUUUGCUCCAGGUCAACCAAAUAAUUAUCAUUCCCAAAACUGCUUAUUAAUGGAUCGUCUUCAUCAUUAUCAGUGGAACGACUUGGAGUGUCUCUCCUUGACGAGGCAUUAUGUCUGCGAACGAAGGGAAAACAGUGGCAUCAUCUUUGGAAAAUGAAAAGAAAAAUUUCGUUUUUCGCUUCUAUUUGGUUUUACAAAGAGUGUCUGUAUGCAUACGGCUUUACAAUAAAUAAAACCAAUCUGAGUAUUUUUCAGGCUCCAGCCACUGAAUAAAACACAUCGUUACUCAUGCCUCUUAAUUAUUAGGUCACCUAUUGCUAUUUGUUUUCGUCCGUUGUCGUCCGUCGGGCGUUAAGUUUUGGACACAUUCAACUUCUCUGAAACCACUUAUCCAAUUCAACCAAUCUUUGCAGAUAACAUCUAUGGGCAAAGGGGAACAAAAUUUGUGAAUAUCACAGUCCCUGGCCCCCUGGAGCCUCAGGGUGGGACCAAAAGCACUAGAAUUAAUGCAAUCUUCAAAAAUCCUCUUUACUCCUGGACAUCAAGCAGUCAAACUGUUGCGUGAUUGUAAUACGCAUUGAACCGUCUACCAAAAAUUGUAGAAUCCAUGGCCUCAGGGUC
Molecule: messenger RNA, 956 nt
Organism: Saccostrea cuccullata (small rock oyster)
Lineage: Eukaryota; Metazoa; Mollusca; Bivalvia; Ostreida; Ostreidae
Product: perlucin-like protein
Exons: 5
Coding region: 1-492 (163 amino acids)
Molecular function (GO): signaling receptor activity
Source: RefSeq, a predicted model, not a curated record